AUGUCACCAACCCUGCUGGAUAUGGCUCAGAUCUUCGGAUUCAGGCCUCAUAGAAGACCUGUUGAUGCCGUUGGGGAUUAUCAUCGAAGGAAUAACCAAGAAAAACUGUCCAAGCCUUUCACCGUUUCUUCAGCCGUGAUCAACCAGAACUGUUCUUUUUCCAAUUAUCUGAGGAAGUUCAGUGUUGAGAAGGACAAGGAUCAAUAA
Molecule: messenger RNA, 207 nt
Organism: Prunus armeniaca (apricot)
Lineage: Eukaryota; Viridiplantae; Streptophyta; Magnoliopsida; Rosales; Rosaceae
Source: the annotation of a GenBank genome assembly